Molecule: messenger RNA, 537 nt
Organism: Dentiscutata erythropus
Lineage: Eukaryota; Fungi; Glomeromycota; Glomeromycetes; Diversisporales; Gigasporaceae
Source: the annotation of a GenBank genome assembly
AUGACCGUUUCAGACAUGAACCAUGCUAAAAUAACUGUUGUCACAAAUGACAACAUCACUGCAUCCAAUAUCACAUUAGCCUUCUCCCCUUCAUUUGAUUCUUUGCUUGCCGCUUUAUAUCCAAUAGAAGUCACAUAUUCAUUCACAAAUGUAAUUGAAAUUGGAUGUAAUAAAUACAUGCUAAAUGAAAUUUUUCCACAAAAGCGUAAAAAAUUACAAGAAAAUGCAUUUACAAAAGAGCCAUUUCGGGAAAUUAGGGCAAAAAAAAUUAGCAUUCCAUCAAGUAAACCGCCAAAUUUUCUUUCUAAAAUUAUUUCAUUGGUGCGAGGUACGCCCGGCGGAACCGCAGGUGCAAUUUGCAAUUCUACCGAUGACUGCAAUGGUGGAUUAACUUGUACUAGAAAAAGUUGUCUUCCUCCUUCUUGUUCUCCGAACUGUGGACCUGAUGAUCCUUGCAGUUCUGAUGACGACUGUAAAUCACCUACAACAAUUUCUCAUCCAAAUAUGAUAAAACGUAAAAAUAGAGUAUAUUUGUAG